GUAAAUCACAGCAGUGUGAGCAGGUGAAGUGAACGUAAGGGAAACAUGCAGGCUGCGUUCUGGACGACUGUGGGGCUGCUGUGCCUGACUACUGGAUUUGGCAACGCUCAAAAGCCUCAGCCAUGCCAGGCGCCAUCUCAGUAUACAGGAAAAAUGACUAUGGGCAUUGACUAUGAGAUCAACCGUCUGAACAAGUCCUGUGUGAAGAGGCAAGGCCCAACUGACUUCCAACCCCUUGAGGUGCCCAAAGGGGCAGCCUUCAUGUCCCAGGUGGUGCUGGGCACUUCCUCCAGUCCGGGGCAGGGUGUGCUGGUCAACAACUGGCGGGAAGACAUACCCCACCAGAGUGAGGCACUUGAAUUCAUCUCACAUCUCCAACACUACUACGACAAUGUUGUGGGGGUGGAUCCUGAUGUGUUCGUUCCACCGCCAUUUUGCAAGGAUGCCAAGCUUGAGGUGAACAAGGAUGGCAAGGAGGCAAACUUCUUCUCCUUCUUCAACCAAAAUUAGAUAAGAUUAUAUUAGUAGAGGGAGUGGUGGAGAUGCAUGUGUCAGGUAGCUCUCAAGUCUAUGGAACACAUGGUAACACUUCACUUGACGCCGGUGUCAUAUGCAUGCAUAGAUAAGUCAUAAACAUUAUGUCCAUGUCAUAAACAUUGUAUAACUGUUGCCCUUCAUUGUCUUUGCCAUAACCGAAUGUCACUUAAGGCCAACAGUCAUAAAAUGUUUAUGGCAGGGACAUAUGACCCUUUUCAUAAAAGUUCACUGUAA
Molecule: messenger RNA, 771 nt
Organism: Engraulis encrasicolus (European anchovy)
Lineage: Eukaryota; Metazoa; Chordata; Actinopteri; Clupeiformes; Engraulidae
Product: ependymin-1-like
Exons: 4
Coding region: 46-510 (154 amino acids)
Biological process (GO): cell-matrix adhesion
Cellular component (GO): lysosome; extracellular region
Molecular function (GO): calcium ion binding
Source: RefSeq, a predicted model, not a curated record